CUGUGACGUAAUAACAAAAAUAUGGCGGAAUGAGAAUUUAGGAGAAAGCUAUGUCAGGACGACCGCCGAAUGAAAGGGGGCCUCCUGGUGCACAGCAUGAUGUCAGCUCCCCAUACAAACGGGGACGUCCCCAGAGCCCUCCCCAGGUACAGCGACCGGGGUAUCCCUACGGUCAGGAUCCUCAAUCCCACCCCCGGUUUAGUGUCGCCCCGGGGUACUACCCACAUUACCAGCAGGGUGACCAACAGUCACAAGACCGUUACCGGGAAGCUGAGUAUUUACACAUCAGGCGACGCCCAUCCCUUCUGCCAGACUACCAUGGAACUCAUGCUGCAGGCAUAGAGAGACUGGAGAGAUACAGACGUGGAGCUGCUGACGUUCUGCCAUAUGGACAGGAAAAUAUGGGCAACCUUCAGGCCCAUGCUCAAGCACAAGCCCAGGCUCAAGCACAAGCCCAGGCCCAGGUUCAGGUCCAAGUCCCGGUAGGAGAGCCUGGGCCGAGCCCAAGCCAGGCCCAGCACACACACCCAGGACCACAGAUGCCCAAACGACCACGCCUGGCCAUCGACCGGCCAGAGAUUCAACAGCCUCUUCAUAUAGAUGUCAAAAAGGAGCCGACGUACAAUCCUCAAGUGGAGGCAAUAUCCCCGACACUGCCAGCCGACGAGAGUACUAGCCGAUCCUCUAAGGAUGAACUAUUGCAGGCCAUUAGUAGGGUAGACCGGGAGAUCUCCAAGGUGGAACAGCAGAUCCAGAAACUACAGAAAAAACAGCACCAAAUUGAAGAGGAAACUUCAAAACCACCCAGGGAGAAAUCUGAGGCUCCUGAAAUAUCCUCUUCUGAAAGUAAACACCAGAGUAUUGCACAGAUAAUCUACGCAGAAAACAGGAAAAAGGCCGAGGAAGCACACUCAUUACUUGGCAAACUCGGACCCAAGAUUGAGUUGCCCCUGUACAAUCAGCCAUCAGAUACUUUAGUAUAUCACGAGAAUAAAAGGAAACAUGCUGUUUUCAAAAGUCGACUUAUACUGCACUUCAAGAAGAGACACCAAGCUCGCAGAAUCAGGGAGCGUUACCUGACCGACAGGUACGAUCAGCUGAUGCAGGUAUGGCUCAAAAAGAUGGAACGAGUGGAAAACAAUACAAAACGCAAGGCCAAAGAUGCAAAGAUGAGGGAAUAUUACGAGAAAAUCUUCCCAGAAAUCAAAAAGUCCCGUGAAGAUAAAGAGAGGUUCUCCAGCAGGGCUGGUACGAGAAGUGGAAAUAUUGGCCCGUACGCCCGCAGUGAGGCAGAGUUUGAACAAAUUGUCGAUGGACUUCAUGAACAAGAGGAGGAUGACAAGAAGAUGCGUAGCUAUGCCGUGAUCCCGCCGAUGAUGCUGGACGCACGUCAGCGGAGUCUUCGUUACCUCAAUAACAAUGGCCUGAUCGAGGAUCCCAUGGAGGAUUUUAAGGAGCGACCAAACAUCAACGUAUGGACGCCACAGGAAAAGCAGAUCUUCAAGGAGAAGUACCUGCAGCACCCCAAAAACUUCACAGUCAUACAGCAGUACUUAGAGCGCAAGACUGUAGCUGACUGUGUACAGUAUUACUAUCAGACCAAACGAAGUGAAAACUACAAACAACUUCUUCGCAAGCAGACAGUAAAGAAAACAAAACGGCUUCAGAAGCAACAGCCUGCUGCUGCUGCCAUAAAGGAGGAACCAAAAGAAGAACUUGAGGAGCCAGCAUCGUCCGUACUGUCAAUCUCCGGCACAGCCAUAGCUCCGCCCCCCGAACCCGUCAUCAAGAAGGAAGAGGAAAAAAUAGAGGAUGAUGACACGUCUGAUGACAACGAGGUCUCUACAUCUGGAGCCGGUGAAGGUGGGAUACAUCAGUGUGCAAUCUGUACACAGCAGUUGGAGCACUACGGUCUGAGCCGACCUUUGACUCGGGCCAACUGUGAGCUGUAUGGUAUGACUGAGGCCGAUCUCAAGGUGGACAUGAGAGUGUGCAGCAGCUGUCGCUGUAAAUCUGUUCGUCGUCGUUACACACAGUGUCCAGUUCCAACCUGUAAAACCCCAAAGAGGAAAGUAAAACGUCUGCGACCGCUUCCUCCCAAAUGGGCGGACUUGUCAGCAGAGGUGAAGGACCCCAUCAUCAAAGAUCUUCAGUUGACGGAGGAAAUCACGAAGUGUUGUUCAGCGUGUUUCAACAGGAUUGCGAGACGCCUCGGCACUAACCCUCAGACUAAUGAACCGAUUGUUCCACUCGUCCCAGAAACUAACGAAGCAGAAGUAGUGGAAACAUCGAGAUGGACUGAGGAAGAAAUGGAGGUCGCUAAACAAGGUCUGAGACAACAUGGCCGAGACUGGGCAGCCAUCGCCUUAAUGGUUGCCACAAAAACCGAAGCACAAUGUAAAAACUUCUACUUCAACUACAAAAAGAAGUUUAACCUGGAGUCCAUUAUACAGGAGCACAAAGAGAGGCAAGAAGAUGCUAAACUAAAGGAAGGUGAUAAGAGGACCACCUCCAUCUGUGAGAGCAUGGCGUCGACUGUGACUGCAGAGUCAGGGGGUGAAGAAGACGAGAUCUCUGAUAUUGACUCGGAUACAGCGAGCGCGCCCAGCCCCACUCCAUGCGCAGAGGAAGCAGGUACCCUGAAGGAUAGGAUGGUAAAACCUGACGUUAGCAUGGAGUCCACCAACGAGGCGCAGCCGUCACAGCCUCUUGGCCUGUCACAGAAUAACCUGACCUCUAUUAAACCACUGAGCACGUCCCAGGGCAGUCUACGCAGCAUUGACAAUGACAGCAGUGCCACAAUGAGUGCCGACGAGGCACCGCCGACGUCUGGAAGUGGAGUCAGUCACGGAGUGUCCACUGAUGCCAGAGACACAUUCAGCCCGCGAACAUCUGGUAUCCCGGCGACCAGAUUGAACUUGGCACACCAACACCCUGUUGUAUCGUCUCACAUGCCACAUUCCACUGGCGUGCAUCCUGGCUCUGUGCCACCGCAUGCAGCUCCGAUGCAUCCACAGCAUUCUCAACACCAGGGGGCACCGGCACCGCAUUCACAACCUGGCAUUCCUGGGUCGCAAAUGAUGGUAUCAAUGGGCCAUGCGCAGGGCCCCUCAGGAGUUCCCUUCACUCAAGGUGGAAUUCCUCCUUAUCACUAUUCGACUAAGGGGGGCUCCAUAACCCAAGGGCGCCCAAUCACUCAACUCGUAUCAGCCCCGGUGGGACCUGGGGACAGAGAGAGUGAUCGGCGUCCCCAAGAUGUUCCUAUUAUCAAAGAAUCUCCCCCAUCAGGGCCCCCUCAGCCACAGUCUGGGAGCCAACAAAUGAUGCCGGAGUUAAGAAACAAACAAUUCCUGCAGAAUUUGCUGAUGCCUCAGGACCAAGGGUCCCACAGCCGACCAUCAAGUACAUUGUCAGAGCCUGGCCUGAUGCCGCCCUCCGCCCCUUCCCAUCGCAGUCUCUCCCCAAGUGCGGACAGGCGUGGCCCCAAACCUGCAUGUGUUCGUGAUCUGAUCAACUCGGCUAUAGAGAGGAACCUGGGACAUCCACGCUCCUCUCAUCAGGACUCUCCCCAUCCUGAGAAACGUCCAGCUUCAUCUGAACCAGUGUAUAGUCCUCAGCUUCUCAACACCAUGCAGCCACAGUAUAUAAUACAGGACCUCCGAAAGGACAAGCCUGAGCAGUCUGUGUCACCCGCCUACUCAGGUCGCAAUUCUCUGUCUCCAUACCACACUAUGGCACGGCAACUCGAAAAGGAGGCAGACAUGCGUGAAACCAGAGAUAUGCCGCAGGAUUUAUCCAAAGGACCUCAUGGUUACCGUGGCAAUCCAAGAGAUUUGGAUCCACGUUCUUCUGGCCAUUCUGAAUUUCGACGACAUGGUGAAGACAAUGUUCCAAGACAACCAGCUCCUCCUCCUGCACAUUCGCAGCGUCCAGUGUUGUAUCCUCCGACAGAAAUUCCUGGGCGACAGACUGCUGAGGGACACAAGUCCCCUAGUCCCUACCCUCAUGAUCGACAGAGUUCCCCUGCCUUGAGGCACCUAUCACCUAGCACCUCCCCCUAUGCCCAUGUGCCCCCUGGACUGGACCCUCACCGUGCAGCCCAGCCUAACAGACAGGGGGUUAUUCCACCUCCACCUCCUUUAAUCAACAAGGGGCCUUCUCCAAAGCUGCCCAAGUCUCCACCCACUAGUGUCCACCCAUCAGCCCUGGUUGGCAUGCAUCAUGGUUCUAUCACACAUGGGACACCUGGUUCAAUCACUCGUGGCACUCCUAUAGUGUCCAUGCAACAGGGCAUGCCUGCAACCAGCCACCCAAAUAGUAGCAGAGUGAUGGCUGUCGGCCGUGCUUCACACACUGACAGUCGCCACCAGCAGCAAGUAAGGGCGGUGGGAUCCAUCACAUCGGGCACACCUAUCAACAGGGAAUCUUCAGCAGGGAGAGGUGGUCCCCAGGGAGGGGAUCCCAGGAUGUACGACCCCAGAUUUCCCCAGGCCAUGUAUGAUCCUAGGAUGUUGGUGUCAGAGCGAAUGCGUAUGUUCCCACAGGGAAUUCCCUAUCCAUUCCAACAGCCAACUGAGCAACAGACUAUGAGCAAGCAGAUCAAUGUUGAUUUCAUGACUGCUCAACAGAUGCAGGCGCAGCGGCAUGCUCCUGGGAAGGAGAGGGAGGGGCCUGCUUCCCCUCGUGGAGGCUCCAAAGAGCCAGUACGCCAGCAUCAACCCCUCAUCCCCGUUCAUCCUGGAUACCAACAAGGCCUGAUGUAUGUUCACCAGCCUCCAACACCUAUGUCAGACCGCCAAGGAAAUACACAUUCCUCCCCACACCCUUCAUCUCAUGGAACUCCCUCGCCCCAUGAUGAAAAUCUCUCACCUGGCUGGUCCCGUUCACAGAUUUCAGGACACAGUCACAGCCCCAAUAUAGCACCAGCAAUUCGUAGCAUCACUGCAGGAACAGGAAGGCCAAGCGUCAUCACGGAUAUAACUAGUCGACAGGAAGCAUAUAUAGAGGGCCAACCUAUGAUGAGAUCACAGGCCAUAUCACCACGACAGUAUCCAGAAGGUCCUUUCCAAAACCAUCCACCAAUAAUGGGGCAUCGCCAUGGUGCACUGCCAGCCCAGUCAGAAUACAGUACAGUACCAGGUCGUGGACAGUACCAGGAGGAAAGGCACAGGCAUGUGCAGGAGCAACGCAUUCGUGGGUUCAAUAUGGAAGAGCAGAUUCGCAAGGAAAUUAUGGAAAGUCAACGAAAGGAGGAGAAGAAUGACGAUGUCGUCAUGACAUCAAAGUCUGAGUCAUCUCGUAGCCCAGCUUCAAUGCAGUCCCAGUCCUCCAAGCCGAAUAUUCCUACCGACCUGUUCAAGGCAUUUGUGUCUGACCAAGCACAGUCCACCGCAACACGAGACAGUCCACGUGGACCCUCGGCUCUCACAGCUGCUAAUCUCAUAGAUGCCAUUAUUAUUCACCAGAUCAAUCAAUCGAUAGAUGAGCCUGACAGCAAAAUCCCCAAGCAGGAAGUUCAGUCGGCAGGUGGUCCCCACUCAAGUCAACUUGCCCCAGAACCAGUAGACACGGCACCAGCAAUGACUCCCCUUCAGGACCAAAAGUCUCCAACUCAAAUGCACGGAAAAAAGAAGUGGGUCAUCGAAUCUCAGUCAGGCUCCACCCCACGGGCAACCCCUCCAACCCCCACCAGUACUGGGAGUGCCCCGCAGAUGCCGACCCCGCCAGGAGAGAGGCGCUCGCAAGGAAUGGCGAUGUCCCCUGGGGCUGCUGACGGGAACCGGGGACAGGAUAAGUCCCCCUCAGGAAUGUCAACAGGAGGCAACAAACCAGGCAUGACCCUGGGAGAACACAUCAACUCUAUCAUACUCAGUGACUACAAUACAAGACCAGUCAACAACAAGAAUGGUGUACUCAGUCAGCUUGGAGCCCUUAACAACAACACUCCCCCAGACAGCCAGCAGGAACGAAACAAUCCCUCACCGAUGUCGACUCACUCCCAGUCUGAUACGUCUUCCACAGUGUCUGCGGACUCCACACGCUCAAGAAGCUUUUCCCACGGGACGACGCCCCCUCAGAGUGGUUACAGCAGUCAUGGGACCACUCCACCUCAAAGUGGCUACGGUGGGCACGGGCAUAAGUGGAAGAAAGCACAAAUACAGGAGGCUGAGAGAGAGAUGGCCAGCAGCUCUGGUCAGACAGACGCCUCGCAACCAAUGUCUACUGGAGCUCCUCAUGGGGAGGACCGGUCAACGCACCCACCAGAUAUCACCCCAGAGUCAACAGAGCGGAAACAUCACACGCCUGACCAGUCACAUUCACCACGGCUACGUUCUCCUCAUAUCAGUAGUCUCUCGGACCCCAAAUCUCCCAUGGCCCCUGCUGACAGCAGUGAAGUUCUACCCACCAAGAUCUCUCCGCCCCGAUCCCCACGCUCACGAUCGGGAUCAGUGACGGCCAGUCACCAGCACAUCACCAGUCUACUGUCACGCCCACAGAUGAGUUUCCAAUCACACAGUGAAAGCACAGGGAAUUCUCCUCCUUCGGCAGAGUCCUCCACCGGCUCAAAGGCGGUCAGUGUCCCCUCUGACAUAUCACCCCUUGACUAUGUGAAAAACAAAAUUGCUGAGGUGUUACGCGAUGACAGCAUUAAUGACAUGCCCAAGCCCUCGGGCCCGCCCCGGGGGUCACUUUCCUCCCCACAGCAGUCUGGGUCCCCUAGAGGCAUGGGCAUGGGAAAACUCCCCGGGCAGCUUCUGCAGGCCCCUGGACUACAGAGCUUUUCUGUCCAGCAGGGGCGGGCCUUAUCACCUAUGACGACCAUACAGGGUGACCAUAUCAAAGGACAUCAACGGGAAAUUCAGGGGCCCCAAAUGGGUCACCAACGAGAUACACAAGGAUCAUCCAUGGGACAUCAGAGGGAUAUGGCUGGAGCUCCAAUGGGGCACCAAAGGGAGAGAGAAAUGCCAGGAUCUCAAAUGGGGCACCAAAGGGAUAGAGACUUGCCAGGAUCUCAAAUGGGGCACCAAAGGGAGAGAGACAUGCCAGGAUCUCAAAUGGGACACCAAAGGGAGAGAGACACACCAGGAUCUCAAAUGGGGCACCAAAGAGAGAGAGACAUGCCAGGAUCUCAAAUGGGACACCAAAGGGAGAGAGACACACCAGGAUCUCAAAUGAGGGAGAGAGACACACCAGGAUCUCAAAUGGGGCACCAAAGGGAGAGAGACAUGCCAGGAUCACAGAUGAGUCACCCAAGAGAAAAUAUGUCUGGGUCCCAGAUUAGUCAUCCAAGGGAGAGAGAAAACAUGUCAGGACUACAAAUUGGGCAUCAAAGGGAAAGAGAAAAUAUGUCGGGGCCUCAAAUGGGGAACCAGAGGGAAAGAGAAAAUAUAUCAGGAUCACAAAUGGGCCAUCCAAGGGAGAGAGCAAAUAUGACUGGGCCCCAAAUGGGACAUCAACAGGAAGUCCCACGGCCUCUGUCUGGACACCAAAGGGAACCUCCUGAAUCGUCAGUGGGACACCUUGAUUCCACUCACCAGCGUGAUACCCAGUCACACAUUGGUCACCAAAGAGAGGCUACUCAUCACCCUGGAGGUCAACGUGAAUCACAAGAGUGGGAACCGGCAACACAAUCAGAUUCAAGCAAUUAUCCCACCAGCUCAACACAGGGUGGGGGAGAGGGGCAAGGAGGGGACAAGGAGGGUAAGUCUGGAGGAGGAGCUGGGGAUAAAAUGCCACCCAUGCAUCACCCCCUCAGAAAACGUGGCAUGUUCAGCCGAUCACGUGUAGUGCGAGACGAGGCUGGUGGAAAGUUCACGGUAACAGCUUCUGGGCGCGACCACACAAAGUCUAGCCCAACAUCUGCCUCGGACAUGCAGCGACCUGCAUCAGAAAAGAAAGGUCCGCGGUCAGAGUAUGACUUUCCGGACAGCCCUGAUGACGAUCCAUUGGUGGCUAAAAAGCCUAGUAGCUAUAUGGCUCUGUCAGGAUCCACACGAAGUCCACGUCGUGGAGUUGUUGACAGUUCUGAUGGACGCACAAGCUCCCAGGGGUCAUCAGAGAGUGGACGGGGCUCCGACAGUCAUGUACAGAGCUCUAGUGACAGCCGUUCAGGGGAAGGACAGGAUGCGGGAAGUCAUGAUGGCUAUCGAAGUGGAAUCGAGGCAAACUUUGGACGCCCAGACCAAGGGCCAGGAGAAGCCAAGAUGUCACGGCGAUCAUCCAAACAUGAUUCUGAAGGCGAUGACAGUUCCAACAUUUCCCAUCCAAGUGUGGAUAGCACUCACACAGACAGAAUGGUCAUUGAUGAGAUGGCUGGAGUAGACAGUUCAUCUGGAGGAGACGUGACGUCAGCGUCGGCAAUGCCGGAACGUCCGCGAUCAUCACGAUCAUCUAGAGACAGCGACAAUAGUCCACGAAGCACCACAGAGAACCUGGAGGCUGGAGAAUUUGGUUCAUCACAGGGGAGAGGUCAAGACAAUAUGGGCGGGUCCCUCGGCUUCCCCCAUAGGUCACGAAGUCCUCGUGGAAGUGGAAUAGGUGGGGACAUGCACUACCAAAGCUCUGAUGCCCAUCAAAGUGUGGAGUCCACAUCUUCAAGCAUUGGCUCCGGGUCAACAGGUGCAGUGCCGUUUUCCAGCAGUCAGCAUGCUGAAUCUGAACGAUCAGGCUAUAAUCCACGCGUCCCGGAACCCGUUCUACUGAGGUCAUCCAAGUAUGACGAUCUGUCGGAUGACGACGAUUGAACGUCUAAUCAGAGUUGGAUGUCUAACAUACAUACUGAUUUUGAUCAGGACUUAGUACAGAUGUUGUACAGCACUAGACUCUCCGUGCAGUAUGACCAUAGCUUAAUAAGUAAAGACACUCAGCAAGUUACGUAUACAUACAGAGGGGUUACGAACAGCUGCAGAAAGUCAAAAAUAACUAAAGCUACUGUAUAUUCUGUACAUACUGACCCUGGCCAGACCUGGUGAUGAAUUUAGUGCUAUAUAUGGUUUGUGAUGUUUUUUUAUUAGGAGGAAUGUCCUGUCUUCUGUUUCAGACACUUUAACAGACAUGAAUGCUCUAACUCGUUGAAGGCUUAGACGAGCCAAAGACCUUCGGCUAUAUCGACUUAGAAGUAUGAGAAUUUGUUUUAGCAGAAAAGUUUUAAAAAUAAUUCAACAGACGUGGUAAAAAGUGUUAAACUGAUUCCGAGUACACACAGAUCCCUGAUAGUGCCAGCCUAGCUACAGCCCUAUUGGUAUGUAAGUCUGUAUUACAUGAAAUAUAGGUUCGAAAAGCAUCAACGUGUAGGAUAAAAAAAAUCCAGGCCUAUACAGUUAUUUUCUAGGCAAUUUUGUUGUCAAAAUCUUUGCAGUACAGCAAUGUAAAUUUGGGAAUUCAAUAAUUUUAAUUAAGUGCUGUUUGGAUUAAGAUAACCUUUUGCAUUUGUGUCACGAUUCCUCCAAAAAUAUUUGUGUGAAUACACUUGAUGUUAUUGUAUAUAUGUGCUGAUCAUAAAUGAAACUCUGUUUAAACACUGAACCCAGGAAUAUGUGAUAAAGUAUUUUCCUUCAAAACGGACAAAGAUAACAACAGCAUGUUUCCUAUCAACUCACUAAAGGUAGAGGGUCACAGCUCUAUGUUGUUCAAUUUUUUCCUAACUUGGAUUUGUCUUACUAUUAUUGCAGUAAGUUAUAUUUUAAAGAAAUAUAUUGAUCAUCAUCAUGACUUCCUUUCAUAAAAACAUAUCUGGCAAAUGGAUUUGAUUCCCGAACUCUUGAUCAUACAGCAGAGUACUUAUUCACAGUGUUAUUGGUCAUGAUAUUUAUCAUACUGUUCUCUGUAACAUUACCGGGAUUCAUCCAGAAUGGCUGAAAGUACAAUUUUGUUAAUCAUAUACCAGAGGUUUUGCUCCCGGUCAUAAGUAAUAAUAGGUUCAAUGGAUUGACUGUAUUUAUUCUCUCUCUCAUUAAAUGACAUUUAACCUUUUGAAACUUCGGCAUUCAAAAUACCAGAAAUUUCACAUUUAUAUACCUUAACAUUUUCAUAAUUUGGGUGACUUCUUCUUGAGGGUGAUGAAAUAUCAAUAUUGUUUUUUUCAGCAUUUUUACAAGAGAUGAUGUUUUACCUCGUAAAUGUAUCCAUUUUCCCCUGGCUUCAGCCUGACAUUAUAUUGAAAAAUACCCACCAAAAUCUCAUAUUGAGAAUUCCCAACAUUCAUCACCGAGUUUGUUAUUGUUGCCGAGAGCAAGUCACAUAUUGAUCAUGCAUAUAAUUAGAUAAAUAAGUGUCGUCAUUUACAGAUUAUUCAGGUUUUAUUCCCCAGAUUUUCAUAAAUGAUCUUUUUCUGACAAUUUCAUGUUAUUUAAGAAGCUGAUACAUCUAGAACAAUAAACAUAUUAUUUAUGUUGAAAGUUGUAAAACGAGAUUAUUUUGAUGCUAAAUGUUUUCUUCUUCAUAAUGUAUGUCUUUCGUAGAAUGUAAAGAAUGCCUCCUCAUAGUUAAGGGCAAAAAUAAUAAAUUCUACGAAAAAUAAAAGAACAAUUUCAGCAAAACGUUAAUUUUACAGUCUCCAAUAAUUACUGCUGUUGUAUACUUAACUCAUCUUUUUUAGGUUUCUGUCGAUUUUCUGCAGUAUUUUAAAUGUUACAAUUACUUUUGCAAUGUUAGAGAAGUUCCGAUCUUUCGGUAAAUACCACCUGUGGUAUAAUUUUCAAAAGGCAGUGCUUGGAUUUAUAUAGGUUACUGCCAGGUUAAACUUACCUGUUUAGUCAACCAGCCUACACACUGGUAAUGCAGUUUGUUUGAUAACAUAGUUACUUUACUUACUAUAUGUAUAUUCUGUACCUACUUACUAUAUGUAUAUUCUGUACCAGGACAGAGGCUCCGGUAAAUACUGUUUCUCCUGGUUUGAAGUAGAUAAGUUUUUUAAAAGCAUCAUACAAAAAAAGUUCUAGAAUAAUUUCUACAUAAUUCAUUUAGCCAUUCUUAAAAAUUACAUUUUCCCUUCGCUCUGUUAUAUUCAUUUACGGUUUAUGAAACCAAAUCAUUAUCAUUAAUAGUUUUCACAGCGUUACCAUACUUGUUUAUAAUGCCCGUAUAUGGUGUUUCUGUCAUAAGAUGUGCCCUUUAACCUCUCGCAUUAAUUAGUAUGUAAAGCAGGUUUCACUUAUCUUCUGACUAUUGUGUGUCAAUGGUACGGUGUCUAGAACAAUAAAGAUGUUAGUAUACACACUGUA
Molecule: messenger RNA, 11222 nt
Organism: Mizuhopecten yessoensis (Yesso scallop)
Lineage: Eukaryota; Metazoa; Mollusca; Bivalvia; Pectinida; Pectinidae
Product: nuclear receptor corepressor 2-like
Exons: 28
Coding region: 51-8744 (2897 amino acids)
Biological process (GO): regulation of transcription by RNA polymerase II
Source: RefSeq, a predicted model, not a curated record